GGCGGGAGGCGGGAGCAGGGGGCGGGGGGAAUAGCUUGAGACCAGGCGCCGACGGGGUUGUCAUGGAGCCGCGGGGCCGGGCUCGCGCAUGCGUCGCCUGACCCGCGGGGCCGGUCGUGGAGAGGCGACCUCGGCCCUAGGGCAAUCCAGAUGAAAGGAGGACCAUUGAUGAAUCUGCUUGCAGCCCAGUAAAACAUGGAGAGGAAAAACCCGUCCAGAGAGAGCCCCAGAAGACUCUCGGCCAAACUGGGCAAAGGCACGGAGAUGAAGAAGGCGGCUCGUCAAUUCGGCAUGGCAGCUGCUGAGUCAGAUAAGGACUCUGGAUUUUCAGAUGGGAGCUCAGAGUGUCUGAGCUCAGCUGAGCAGAUGGAGUCCGAGGACAUGCUGAGCGCCUUAGGCUGGAGCCGAGAAGAUAGGCCAAGGCAGAACUCCAAGACUGCGGGCAGUGCCUUCCCCACGCUGUCACCGAUGGUUGUCAUGAAGAAUGUGCUGGUCAAACAGGGCAGCAGCUCAUCCCAGCUCCAGUCGUGGACCGUCCAGCCCUCCUUCGAAGUGAUCUCGGCGCAGCCGCAGCUGCUGUUCCUUCACCCACCCGCGCCGCCUCCCGCGAGCCCGUGUCACGCCGGCGAGAAGAAGUCGGACUCCAGGAACUACCUGCCCAUUCUAAAUUCUUACACCAAAAUCGCCCCCCACCCAGGCAAAAGGGGCCUCUCCGUCAGCACAGAAGCGAGAGGAGACAGCGGGAUGCAGAAGAAAGUCUGUGCCGAGAGACUGGGGCCGAGCCUGUCUUCCAGGGAGCCCGCCAAGCCCGGCGCCGCGCCCCCCAGCCCGCCGGCGCCCGCACCGCCCGGCGCCCAGCGGGCCGAGGACUCCGCUCCGCAGGGCGUGCCCUCCCUGGCGGCGGGCGGAAGUCCACAGACUCUUCAGCCGGUGUCCAGCAGCCACGUGGCUAAAGCCCCCAGCCUGACCUUCGCUUCCCCCGCCAGUCCCGUCUGCGCGUCGGACAGCACGCCGCCCGGCGGCGAGAGCAGCUCCCCGCUCUCGCCCCUGUGGGCCGCCGGGCGCCUCUGCCGCAGCCCCGAGCUCUUCGAAGAGCGGCGGCAGAGCAAGCACAGGCGCUUUCACAAUACCCUGCUCGUCCUGCACAGGUCCGGUCUGCUGGAGAUCACGCUGAAAACCAAGGAGUUGAUUCGUCAGAACCAGGCGACUCAGGUGGAGCUAGACCAGCUGAAGGAGCAGACCCGGCUGUUCAUCGAGGCCACCAAGAGCAGGGCUCCUCAGGCCUGGGCCAGGCUGCAGGCCUCUUUAACCUCGGGGUCUAGGCAAAGCGGCAGUGACCUGGAAGCAUUCUCCGACCACCCAGACAUGUAACCCAGGAGGCUUUUGCUGUCACUUGAGCGGUUCUUUUUAACACUUUGGCUGUUUCUACUCCUGUUUCCCAAAGCUUAUGUAAGAGCUUUUCCUUCUACACUUAAACUGUUGGGCAGUUCACUUAGGAAGCCACAUGCCCAUACCCGGCCGCUGUCUUAACCUGUGGUCUGUGCACAGUUUACAUACGUCCCCGUCCCUCUGAGGACCUCAGAUUCGGAGCGCCCUCGGGGCCCCUUUCCUCAGCCUGCAGGCACUUAGAUGGGUCGCGGGGCCAAGUAGGAGAGAUGGUUGUGUGGGGCUCUUGUGGCUGUCACCUCCCACCGUCUCAUGCACUCACUGCGAUCAAGGGUACAGUGAC
Molecule: messenger RNA, 1729 nt
Organism: Odobenus rosmarus divergens (Pacific walrus)
Lineage: Eukaryota; Metazoa; Chordata; Mammalia; Carnivora; Odobenidae
Gene: CIPC
Product: KIAA1737 ortholog
Exons: 4
Coding region: 196-1371 (391 amino acids)
Biological process (GO): negative regulation of circadian rhythm; negative regulation of DNA-templated transcription
Cellular component (GO): nucleus
Source: RefSeq, a predicted model, not a curated record